AUGCCGGGGCUCACGGGCGUCGCUUACUCCCUCUUCGCCGGGCCGCUCAUGGAGGCCGCAGGACCCCGACGCCUGCUCCUCUGCAUCCUUCUGCCGGCGUCCUUGGUCUGGCUCCUGCAGGCUUUCUCGCCUUACCUCAGCGUCUUCUACCUGUGCCGCGCCUUCUCCUCGCUCGUGUACAGCUUCCUCGCGCCUCUCCCGCCCGUCCUGCUGGCGGAGCUGAUCCAUCCCCGACUGCGCGGCGUGAUGCUCAACAUGGAGCUGAACUUCGCCCUGGGUCAGAUGAUGGUGUACGCGAUGGCUUACUUCUUGCCCUGGCACGUCGCGACGGCUCUGUGCUCGGCGCCGGUCUGCCUGGCUUUUCUGCUGACCUUUCUCGUUCCUGAGUCUCCCUACUGGCUGAGUCGCCAAAAUCAAAAGGACAAAGCACUGAAAUCUCUGAAGAAAUUACGUGGUCCUUCAGCAAACGUGAGCAUUGAAUUUGAUGAAAUUAUUUCGAAAAUGAAGGAACGACAACAGAAAACUGUAAAGGAUCAGAUCGCACAGCUUGCUGUUCCUCAACACUACCGGCCUAUUCUUCUCGUGACGGCGCUAUUCGUCAUGCGUGAGCUCGGAGGCCAGUAUGUGAUCUUCUCUUACAACGUGUACCUCUUCAAGAAAGCCGGCGCCUCCCUCGACGCGGUCGCUUGCACUGUCCUCAUGGGCACCGCCAGGUUGUUCUUUACAGGACUUGCGUCCGCGUGCGUGGACCGCGUCGGGCGGCGGCCUCUCAUGAUCGCCUCGUCCCUGGUGGGCGGCGCCGCAGAGGCAGUCGGCGCCCUGUUCCUGCUGGUGGACAUUCCGGGAUUAUCCUGGAUACCCAUGGCAGCCGUGCUGGUCUACGCCGCAGCGUACGGCCUUGGCAUGGGCCCGGUUACCUGGGCGCUGAUGGGCGAGGUGAUUCCGACGCCCGUGCGCACCCUGGGCAGCGCCAUCUGUAGCUUCUGGUUUUCAGUAGCCUUGUUUGGCAUGAGCUUCGCCUUUCCAUAUCUCCUGGACUCCGCUGGUCUGGGCGUAACGCUGCUGCUCUUCGCCCUCGCCAAUGUCUCCAUGGCGCUGGUCGUGUGGGCCUUCUUGCCCGAGACUCGAGGGCGCUCGCUCACCGACCUUCAGGAUACCUUCAAAUCCCGAACAGAAAAAGAUUUCAGUCUGAAUCAAGAGGUUCGGCUCUAG
This is a messenger RNA of Penaeus vannamei (Pacific white shrimp), 1212 nucleotides long. The record is from RefSeq and is a predicted model, not a curated record. Lineage: Eukaryota; Metazoa; Arthropoda; Malacostraca; Decapoda; Penaeidae.